CCUCCAAAUAUAUAUCCACCUUAUGAGGAGCAAAUAGCUGCAGCAUUAGGAGAAAAAGUGACAUUGGAUUGUCAGGUAUAUGGGUCACCACCUCCUCAGGUGUAUUGGCAGAAAGAUGGGAUAGAUUUGAAUGAUGGCACAGAUAUUCAAAUUGGCAAAGAUGGAACAUUAACCAUUCUAAAUAUAACAAGUGAAUCUGGAGGAGUUUACAUUUGUGAUGCAGAAAAUGAUGUUGGAAUUUCACAGAAACUCUUUUAUUUUUCUGUGAAUGUGCCUCCAAAAAUUCUUGAAGCAUCAGCUACAAAAGUGCAACUAAUGGAAGGAGAAGAUUUCUUCCUGCCAUGCACUGCAUCUGGGUAUCCAUUCCCUGAAAUUCAUUGGCAUAAAGAUGGUCGUGACAUUAUUGCUCUUGACAGUGAUGAUCUAACAGUUCAUAACGAUGGUACUCUAAUGCUACAUUCUGUCAACCAAGAGCAUUCUGGAUUAUAUGUCUGUGUGGCUGAGAACAAACACGGCUCUGAUCAUCGGAAUUAUAUUGUAAAUGUUUUAGUUCCACCAUCUAUGAUUCAAGCUGAAGAAUCUGAACUUGAAGUGAAAGAGGGAGAAUCUUUAGUAAUUGCAUGUCCUGCAAUGGAUGCUGUCCCUCCGCCACAAAUUGAAUGGUUGAAGGAUGGGCGUCAGGUAGAUUCCCACUCAAGAAAACACUCUCUUAUGGACAAUGGCCGAGCAUUGAAAAUUAUUGAAGCUCAUCCUUCAGACAGGGGUACAUACUGGUGUGUGGCUUCAAAUCUUGCAGGACAGAGCUCAGCAUCAUUCAAUGUUGAUGUUUUAACUGCCCCAAGUUUUUCAGAAAACAAAAAUAUCAAUCAUUUGGAAAAUCAUAAUUAUGAAGUAAUUGUCGGAAAACCCAUUACUCUUAGAUGUGCUGUUAAUGGCCAUCCAACUCCAAGAGUCACUUGGAAAAAGAACAAUCACCCAAUAACAGCUCAUACUUCUCCUGGUGUGGUACUAUCAGGAGACAAGCAAAUUCUUCACAUUCCUAACAUACAUCAACAUGAUGCUGGACAUUAUCAAUGUUCUGUGACCAAUAAAGUUGGAAGCUCUAAUCGAGAUUUUAAAUUAACUGUAUUAAAACCACCAGGUUUAGUUGGGCCAAAGCAUAAGAACCUAACAGUGAUAUCAGGUUCUAAUGUAUUGCUCCAUUGUCCAUUUAUUGGAUUGCCUGAACCUUCAAUAUCCUGGAUGAAAGAUGAGAUGGAAUCACACAUAAUACUACAGACCACUGGAAUAUAUGUGUGUGAUGCUAACAACAAAGCUGGUCAUGAACAAAGGAUAUUCCAUAUUUCUGUUUUAGAGGCACCAAGUAUUUUACAACAAUCUACUCUAGAUGAAGUAUCAGCAUCUGAAGGUGAUUCAAUAGUGUUGCACUGUUGGGUUCAAGGAACUCCACAUCCACAAGUAAUGUGGAUGCAUAAUGGUCACAUGCUCCCCCAACUUCAUGGGAAGGAAAAUGAAACAUUCGAUAGCAAAAAAGAACUCAAGCUAAAAAAUGUGCAGACUUCACAAGCUGGACAGUAUACUUGUUUAGCUUCUAAUGAAGCUGGUGUUGCAGAAAAGAGUUUCCAUCUCCAUGUUAUGGUGGCACCAAAAAUGAUGCAACAAAAUGAGGAAUCCACAAAUGAAGUAGAUAACAAAGAUAAGCCUGAAUAUCUUGAAAAAAUUAAGGGAAUGCCAAUUAUAUUACACUGUCCUGUCGAAGGGAAACCUUUGCCAGAAGUGCAUUGGGUUAAGGACACUUCUGAAUCCAGUGUCAUUGGAUCUGGACCAAUAUUACAAAUCACCAACAGCCAACAUUAUCACUCUGGAAAUUAUACUUGCAUUGCCCACAAUGAAGCUGGAGUUGCUACAAAAACAUUUGAAGUUCUUGUUCAUGAGCCACCAUUGAUUAAUGCCAGUGAGCCAAAUUUAAAAAUUAAAGCUGGAGACAAACUUACUCUACACUGUGCAGUGUCAGGAUUUCCUUCUCCUGAAAUAAUGUGGUUCAAGGGGGCUUCAUCAAUUACCCCUGAUCGAUGGUCUCAUGCGACGUUUUUGAAUAAUAACUCCACACUAAUUGUGCCUGAUAUCAGAGUAAAAAAUGCUGGGCAAUAUUCAUGUUUAGCAACGAAUAAAGUAGAUGCUCCUCACAUACCGGAAUCAAUACCAGUAAAUUCAACCCACAAAGUUAAAAUGAAUCGCCGAUUAGUGCUCAAGUGUCCUUUUGAAGGAUUCCCAAUACCACAUAUUACAUGGUACAAGAAUGGCAGCAUACUUCAGAAUAUUAUUGAUAGUAGCAUUCACAUAUCAUCAGAUCAAAGACAAUUACAUAUUCUUCAUGCCAGAACAGAAGAUGCUGGUACAUACAAGUGCAAAGCCGAGAAUACAGCAGGAAGCAAAGAGCUCUUAUUUGAAAUUGAUGUACAAACAAUGGCCCAGUGGACAAAUUGGGGUUCCUGGAGUGAAUGCACUUCAUCUUGUGGCCCAGGAGAACAAGUUCGUACCCGUACAUGUGGGGAUCCUGAAUUAGAAGAUCCAUUUGCACAGAUUGAGUGUUCUGGAAUGGCUGAGGAAUGGCAAAGCUGUGAUCUCGCUGAAUGUCAGAUAAAUGGUGGCUGGAGUGAUUGGUCAUCAUGGACGUCCUGCUCCACUUCUUGUGGUAGAGGAACUCGGAGGCGUUACCGUGAUUGUAGUAAUCCCAUACCUAUGUAUGGUGGGAAAAUCUGCGUAGGUUCUGAUGCUCAACAAGAGUAUUGUCGUCAAACUCCUUGCCCAAUAAAUGGGCAGUCAGAUUGGACUCCUUGGUCAGACUGUUCAGUAACAUGCAAUAAUGGAGUUCAGCAUCGCACCAGGCAGUGUAACAAUCCCCCACCUUCAUAUGGAGGUGCCAACUGUUCAGGAAAAGCUCUGGAAAUAGUACAUUGCAAUUCAAAAGAAUGUCCACAGGAUGGUCAGUGGACAAUUUGGAGUAAAUGGUCACCUUGCUCCACUUCAUGUGGUCCUGGAAACAAACAGAGAACCAGAGAAUGUAUUCCACCAAAAUAUGGAGGCAAUGACUGCAAAGGUGAAAAUUUGCAGAUUUCCCAUUGCACAACUCGUAGCUGUGAUAACAUACCAAAUCUAGCACAAUUGCGGGUGAAAGGGACUCUGAACGGUGAAGACUUGGCUGACAGUCUUAUUGCGGCCAACAUCACUGAAGAUGGAUCUAAACGUGUUGUUCAAGCAUCAAUUAAUGAUAUUCUUAAACAACAGGCAGGUUGGUUUCCUUACCUAACUUUUAUGCUAUCUCCAAUAUCUUGGAAUACAGCUAUAGAAAAAGAUGAAGCCAAUAAUGGCUAUUCCCUAACUCAAGGUCGUUUCAAACAAGAUUCAGUUGUGGAAUUUGCUUCUGGAGAAGGUCUUAUGUUAAGACAUUUAGGGCGUGGUAUAAACGAUAAUGGAAUUCUUGAGGUGGAAAUAGAAGUCAAUGGUCAAGUUCCCAUUAUUGAAAGAACAGCCCAUGUGGUUAUCAAUCCUUUUGAAGAAAAACUCCAAGCUGAAGAGAUUGGGGUGAAAUAUAAUCCAAAGAGUCAAGAAAUGACGUCUGUAAUGUCUACAGCAAUUGGAAGAAAAUAUAAUCAAAAUACCUGCCCUGAUGGAUUUGUAUUAGAUCCACAGCAUAUGCACUGUAGAGAUAUCAAUGAAUGUUCUGAUAAACGUUCAAAUCGGUGUCAUGUAACACAAAUAUGUGAAAAUUUGUUUGGAACAUAUCGCUGUUCAUGUGAACGUGGCUUUCGAUCAUCUGCAAUAGGAAAACGUUGUGUUGAUGUCAAUGAAUGUCUUCAAAGUCCUCCAAUCUGCUCUCACCGCUGUCGCAAUACACGAGGAAGUUUUAAGUGUCAGUGUCCGCCAGGAUAUAUUCUUUUAGAUGAUGGACGAACUUGUUCAGAGGCACAGUAUUGGGAUUAUUCUGAUGAGAAUGAAGAUAUAAAUUUUGUGAGGCCCAUACCUCGUUCGGGCAAAGGUCGUAGAUGGCGACCCAGCAGGAUGCUUCCAUGGACUGUUGCAGAUGAACAAUAUUCUUGCCCUUCUGGUUAUGAAGUACUUAAUGGAGUAUGCCAUGAUGUAGAUGAAUGCAAAAAUCCCAAUAUCUGUUCUCAAAACGAAACCUGUCUCAAUAUGAAAGGAAGUUUCCGUUGCUUGGAAACACCAUGCCCUGAACACUAUGAAAGAAAUUCUGAAACAGGUUACUGUCAGAAGUAUUGUGAUGAAAAUCCUUGUGAAGAUGGAGCACUUCUUAGUCAAACAAUUACCUACAUGGUAGUUGUUCCAGAGGAAGAAGUAGUACAUCGUUACCAGGACUUAGUGCAGUUGUCAGUUCGUGGUGAUAAUGGUCAUCAACUAGCGCAUACUCGCUAUCGUAUAACUGAAAAUGAGACAGGAAAACCUUUUAGGGUGAGAUUUGAAAAUGGACAGGGUGUUCUUUACUCCUUAAAAUCAUUACCCUCUGGAAGAAUUCACAGAGUUGUCGUUCUUGCGUUAUCAUAUGAUGAAAGUGAAACUAAUAUCUUAUAUACAACAAAAUUCAUCAUAUUUAUUCAUUUACCUGAUGGUUGAGGAAUAAAAGAAUAUUUUAAAUGAUUCUGUCAUGUUUAGUAUUUAUAUUAACAAAGAAGAAAACACAAGAAAUUGAUGUCAAUUUAAAUUAUAACAAUUUAUACAUAUUUAUUAAUUAGAAUUAUUAUGUAAAAUAAUUAACUUUAGAAAAACAUUUUAAGUGGUUAAGGGGAGUCAUAAAGAAAAAAUCUGGAUUUUUGACAUUUUUGGACUUAAACAUUUUUUAAAUUUUUAGUUUUCUGAAUAAAAUGACAUACACAGCACUGUAAAAUAUAAAUCUAUCCCUUUUUUCUUCUUCUUCACUACACAUCAAAAUGACAGUCAUUUUGGUUCCAAACCUCUUAUUUACAUUAAAUCUUUUGAACAAAUUUAUCUAGAAGGCUCUGGUUGUCUCUAGGUCCUACAUUUCUUUCUUUAAUAUUGCUUACACUGCAAACCUUUAUCUUUUAUGACUAUAGAUGUGGCAAAUACAUUUCAUUUACUUGUUACAAUAACGAGGUGACUUGGAAGAAGAAGGAAUUUCAAUGCAGAUGAUGUGAAAAAUUACGUUUUGGAACACGUUCCUCUCAAGAACUACUCAAGUGAUAAUUUAAAAUUUUUUGAUGGUUUGUUUUAUUGGAGUCAAUUCAGUAAUAAUUAAUAUUUGGUAACAAAACAAGAAC
Gryllus bimaculatus (two-spotted cricket) is the source of this 5294-nucleotide messenger RNA. The record is from the annotation of a GenBank genome assembly. NCBI's taxonomy places the organism in Eukaryota, Metazoa, Arthropoda, Insecta, Orthoptera, Gryllidae.